AUGGCAAUUGUCAACGCAGAUUACCAAUUUAUAUAUGUUGAUGUUGGCAUGAACGGCCGCAUUUCUGAUGGAGGAGUUUUAAAAAAAACCGAAUUUUAUAAGCGUUUGAAUGAAGGUGCUUUAAAUAUACCCCCACUGGAAAAACCAACACAGGACUCGGAUCCUUUACCAUUUGUGUACAUUGGUGAUGAAGCUUUCGCCUUAAGACCAGAUUUUUUGAAGCCAUAUCCACAACGAGAAUUGAGUGAUCAUGACAAGAUAAUCUAUAACUAUCGAGUGUGCAGAGCUCGGAAGAUAGUAGAAAAUGUGUUCGGUAUUUUAGCCACAAGAUUUCAAAUAUUUCACAGAGCUAUUAACUUUCAAUCAGUUGAAGACAUUAGUAUCGUGGUAUUGGCUUGUUGCACUUUGCAUAAUUAUUUAAGCAAAUCCAGAAGGGAUUAUAUCACUCUAGGUGACAGUGACACAGAAAAUCAUAUUACUGGUACAAUUCAAGAAGGUCUGAGCCCGGAUGGUAUUUUAGAGCCCUUACAUGUGACCCGUACUGGAAAUUCAAGCAAUAAUGCAAAAAAAGUUAGGGAAUGGUUUGUGAAAUACUUCAAUACUUCUGGGGUUGUACCAUGGCAAGAAAGAAUGCUAAAUACGUAA
Messenger RNA from Melitaea cinxia (Glanville fritillary), 645 nucleotides. RefSeq lists its product as uncharacterized. NCBI's taxonomy places the organism in Eukaryota, Metazoa, Arthropoda, Insecta, Lepidoptera, Nymphalidae. The transcript has a single exon. The record is from RefSeq and is a predicted model, not a curated record. Bases 1 to 645 code for a protein of 214 amino acids.